GGUAGCUUCAAGAGAGGAAAAAAAGACUUAAAAAAAAAAUCAAAACAAAACUCAAGUCAAAGUAUUUCUUUAACGAACAGAUCUCCUCUAGUGAUUAAUUGCCAUCCAGGCAGCAAAGAAUGUCGUCUUCGUCUAAACCAACCACACCAAGGACGUAUCAUAAGAGUGAGCGCCGACACCUGCGUCGGUCGUCGGGUCUUUAUAAAAUUCUUCCGCAAUCCCCAAAAGUUCAUUAUCCAGUAGAUCCAGAUCAAUUACCACUAGAAACCGAGAGUAACUUGGAAAAGAUCGAAGACUUAUUUGAUCAGGUGGAUCAGAUGGAGCGACACAUGUACGAUUUACGAGUUAUACAGGAUGCCAUAUCGAAUGGAUUCAACGAGCCGUUUGCAAGUUUUCUAUACGGAAUGAAUAUAACAAUGUGGUGUAACAAUUUUCCGAGUCGCCCUUCAAAAGAGCAAUGGGAUAAGCUAAAGGAGGUGGAGGGUUUGGAUUCGAGAAUAGAGGAUUUGAAACUCAAGGUAAGCCUUCAAAGAUCAGAAAAUGAAAAAUUGAAAGCCAAGUUGAAAACUCCUUCAUCCGUAAAACCACCCCCAAGGGUUGAGGCCAGUGGGUUUGCUCAACCUAAACCACCGGCUAGAUCGAAUUUAUCCAAAGCUAAACUCCCCUCGACAAGAUAUACACCAACCCAACAACAGAACACCGUUGCAUACUCUGACGAUACUGAUCACAGCACAGAAUCAUUCAUAGUCAAUCCCAGAGUCUCGAGAAUUCCUCAGCCAGGAGGCAGAAGCAGUCGUCCAUUAGUGGGGACCUCUGGAACUAGAGAAAGUUCAUCGUCUAUCUAUGGUGAAAAAGGACCCAAUCUCAACCAGCCUCCAAGAUACAUGAGAGGCCUUUUCGAUAGUAGCAAUACCGUAAGGCCAUCUGACAGACCAAAAAGGACAUCUGCAGUUUCAUCAAGAGGAAGAGUUGAUAAAUUGGCAAAUCGUCCUCCUUUUAGAUGAUCAUCCAUCUCAACUG
Hyphopichia burtonii NRRL Y-1933 is the source of this 1020-nucleotide messenger RNA. RefSeq names its product Dam1p (gene DAM1). Gene Ontology annotation, biological process: mitotic sister chromatid biorientation. Gene Ontology annotation, cellular component: mitotic spindle polar microtubule; mitotic spindle; DASH complex. NCBI's taxonomy places the organism in Eukaryota, Fungi, Ascomycota, Pichiomycetes, Serinales, Debaryomycetaceae. The annotation marks the transcript as partial. The record is from RefSeq and is a predicted model, not a curated record. The transcript has a single exon.